Molecule: messenger RNA, 972 nt
Organism: Filobasidium floriforme
Lineage: Eukaryota; Fungi; Basidiomycota; Tremellomycetes; Filobasidiales; Filobasidiaceae
Exons: 1
Coding region: 1-972 (323 amino acids)
Source: RefSeq, a predicted model, not a curated record
AUGUCUGUUUCCAGGGUCGAUAUGAAUACGUCCACCUUUGGCGAUCUGCUGUGGGAUCACAGCAAGGACCUCUCAAUGCAGAUCGAAGAGUUUCAAGACAACAAAAUGUCCCUCCUUCAGACAAAAUACGACAGUGAAGACGAACCAGUCUAUGUCAACAUAGAGAAAGAAGGGGACAGAUUCUCUGUCGAAACAAAUCUGGCUUUCCACAUUAUGUCUGACUCGUUCCACAGCAUCGAGGGUGCGACAGCAGAACAACAGUCCUACCUCCUUGAGGCAGAGAAAUCCCUCAACAAUCCGAUCAGGCGCAGGAGAAAGAACGAUGCAGCUACUGAAAAACAGGUGCUCCCAGCCCUCAGAGACCCCUCUCUCGACGAAUUUACUCACGACCACCCCACCAUGGAUGUCGACAAGUCUUCAUUUGGGUCAAGGAGGGAUCUAAGUUUCGACCAACCAGUCCUGAUUGAUCCCACCUCUGACGAGGCAAAUAUCAGCUUGUCAAUGGGUGACACAGCAUCACUCAUCCAAUUGUCUUUUGGUGACAAUGAUGGAAGCGUGGGUGUCAAGUCAUCAUUCACCCCAGACUGGACGGAGAUUCUACUCGGUAUGGCGAAAUGUUCCGAUGUUCGACAAGCGAAACGCGUUGCAGCAGCACACUGUGCCGUCCGGACAAUCAGGCUCGCGAAACUUCGCAAAGUAAUCGAGGAGCGGAAGAGAGCGGAGGCUGAGAUCAAGAUGGCCGAAGAGCAGGCGCAAAACCGGACAGUUCUGAAAGAGUACAAUCGAUUGAAAGGGCAAAUCAUCAAGCUCGACAAGGAAGAGAUGAGCAUUUUCAGGGACCCGACAUUCGAUCCGCCGACCGGUAGCAAAGAAAGGCAUAAAACCUUGGGUAUGAUCAGGGCGUGUCGGAAUCUUGGCAUUUCGAUGGACCAGCGCUUUUACGACCUUGUUAAGGGGGACGUACAGAACUGA